Molecule: messenger RNA, 861 nt
Organism: Histoplasma mississippiense
Lineage: Eukaryota; Fungi; Ascomycota; Eurotiomycetes; Onygenales; Ajellomycetaceae
Product: esterase D
Exons: 4
Coding region: 1-861 (286 amino acids)
Biological process (GO): formaldehyde catabolic process
Cellular component (GO): cytosol
Molecular function (GO): S-formylglutathione hydrolase activity
Source: RefSeq, a predicted model, not a curated record
AUGUCCGUCACAACCAAAGCAACAAUCGCUUCCUUUGGUGGGAAACUGCUCAAGCUUGCUCACGAUGCCACCACUACCAACUGCGAAAUGACAUUUAAUCUCUAUCUACCUCCACAAGCUAUCCAAAACCCAAAACAGAAAGUUCCUGUCCUGAUAUACCUUUCCGGCCUCACUUGCACAGCGGACAACUGCUCCGAGAAGGGAUUUUUCCAGCAUGGAGCUAGCAAGCGAGGGAUUGCGAUUCUCUAUCCCGACACGAGUCCUCGAGGCCCAAAUGUCGAGGGCGAGAACGACUCUUGGGACUUUGGCACCGGCGCCGGCUUUUACGUUGAUGCCACCAAUGCUCCUUAUGAUAAGGGAUAUAACAUGUACAGCUACGUCACAGAGGAACUGCCAAAGGCAGUAUUUGCUGUUUUUGACCAGUUGGAUUCGACACGGGUCGGUAUUACGGGCCAUAGCAUGGGCGGACACGGCGCGUUGACUUUGUUCUUAAAAAACCCAGGAAAAUACAAAUCCGUUUCUGCCUUUGCUCCCAUUUCCAACCCGAUCAAUUGCCCCUGGGGUCAAAAGGCAUUCAAAGGAUACUUGGGCAAUGACGUUCAAAAAUGGAAGGAAUAUGAUGCCACUGAGCUUGUUAAAAAGUGGAAAGGCCCUCUUAAUGCGCUGAUUGAUGUGGGUACUGGCGACACUUUCUAUGAACAGGGCCAACUGCUCCCGGAAAACUUUGCUCAGGCGGCCAAGGAAGCUGGUGUUGAGGGCAUAAAUAUCCGGUACCAGGCAGAUUACGAUCACAGCUACUAUACCAUAGCGACGUUCUCGGAUGACCACAUUGAGCACGCGGUUAAGUACCUAUUCGCAUAA